Messenger RNA from Glycine soja, 1517 nucleotides. RefSeq names its product diphthine methyltransferase homolog. Bases 314 to 1348 code for a protein of 344 amino acids. NCBI's taxonomy places the organism in Eukaryota, Viridiplantae, Streptophyta, Magnoliopsida, Fabales, Fabaceae. Gene Ontology annotation, molecular function: protein binding. The transcript is spliced from 4 exons. The record is from RefSeq and is a predicted model, not a curated record.
UAAAAACCUUAGUUAAACCUCUGGUCUUCGGCAUGAACGAAAACCUGUUCGAACGAAUGUUGUGCUCCUUCAAAGCUUCUAGUGUUCUUCCAAUUUCGCUCCUUCAACACUUCGGCCCCAAUUGCUGUUAGUGGUCGUCUUCUUUGUUCAACCACGCUUCUCUCUAGUCUCUAUGAAUAGCGCGCAUUUGUAGAAUCUGUUCUGGAGAUACGAGUAAGCCCACAGAUUUUUUUUUUGUUUUUCCUGUGGGUGUGCAUGGUUUACAUGUGAUGCAAGGUUUCUGUUAAGCUAGCUUGGCAAUCAUUUGGCUGGCAUGGACAUAGCACAUUGCUAUUUAAAGGGUAAUGCUGAUGCUGUGGAGUUUUGUCCACAUGAUCCCUACCAUAAUGUUUUAGCAGUAUCCACUUACACAUUACAAGAAGGUUCUCAGCCCUGUCGACAUGGAAGCAUUUCACUCUUCAAUGUUGAUGUGGAACCAGGUCACCUUGACAUGGUUUUUAGUGAGGAAACUGCUGGGAUUUUUGACAUAAAGUGGAAUCCACCUGGCGGGCAUGCAAGUCCUUUUCUAGCUCAAGCAGAUGCUGAUGGAUACUUGAGAAUUAAAAUGCUGGAGGGUUGCUGUAAUGGAGUGGAAGGGGUUAAUCUAAAGGAGAUCACAAAUGAAAAAAUCAGUAACUCUAUGUGCUUGUACCUGGAUUGGAACCCUUCAGCCACAUCCAUCACAGUGGGGCUUUCUGACGGCUCUGUGUCUAUUGUUUCUUUUCUUGAAUCCAAGCUGGAAAUUCAAGAAGAGUGGAAAGCUCAUGAUUAUGAACUUUGGACAACCUCCUUUGAUAUCCACCAACCAAAUUUGGUAUACACUGGCUCUGAUGAUUGUAAAUUCAGUUGUUGGGAUUUGCGAGAUAAACCUCCCAAUGUGGUAUUUCAGAGCUCUAAAGUCCACAAAAUGGGUGUUUGUUGCAUUGAGAAGAGUCCACAUGACCCAAAUACCUUGUUAACUGGCAGUUAUGAUGAAUUCCUAAGGGUAUGGGAUUUAAGAUCAAUCUCAAAACCCCUUAAUUCAAUUAACUUGGGGGGAGGAGUUUGGAGGGUUAAGCACCACCCCUUCAUUCCAGGCUUGGUUUUGGCUGCUUGUAUGCACAAUGGUUUUGCUAUUGUCGCCAUUAAAGGCAACAAUGCCGAAGUGUCGGAAACUUACAAGAAGCAUGAUUCUCUUGCCUAUGGAGCAGAUUGGCAGAAAGGAGAAGCAAAUCACAUAGGUGGGAAUACCAAACCACUGGUGGCUACUUGCUCAUUCUACGACAAACUUGUUCGGGUGUGGAGGCCAGGAAAUGAUCUUAUCUUGUAGAAUGUAGAUUGAUGCUUAACGUUAAGUCAUGAACCCACUUGAAAAUGUGAUACGUAGUUUAUUUAUUGAAUUAUGGUUGAAUUACAUGACACUUUCAUUUACAGUUAAUCAUUUUUACUCACUCAUUCACGGCUUGAAGGAUGAGCUAACGUGUCACUCUUUGAUUGUA